AUGGCCUCUCCUCAGCAAGGGAUUGUCAAAGGACGCAGUUCCACAACCCGCGAUCCUGUCACACCUAGUCCGGGCUCCAUACGUCUGCUCCUGCAUGUCGACAGCGUGAAGGGCUCUCCAGAUGGUGGCAUAGCUCUUGAACCGUCAGAUGGCGCACACACCAGUUUGACUACAAACAACAUCUUCACCGACCAUGGUUUUGCACAGCCAAUACGGGUUGCCCCAAAGCUACUAGGGCCAGAUGACUUUCUGAAUUCGCCUACCAAACAGGCAAACAUUCGGGUCCGGCGAGCGAACAAUGGUUCAACACUGCUGCAAUCCCCAGCUCGUGCGGAACAUGCUGCACGGAUGAGACAGAUCUUCGAGGACGCCAGUCGUGACCGCAUAUCGCCUCAGAGUGGGCAGAGUGUAUUAUACCCCCAAUUGCCAAAUAUCUCAAGGAAAGCGUCACCAACAAGGGAGUACGACGGAGAUGAACGACACUGUACUCUCACAUCAUCUCCGAAACGUCCUUCGGAGUCUUUGUGCUUAUCGACAAGCUCAUCUCGGAUAGUACAACAUAAGCUACAGCUAAAGAGCCCUCAUAUAUCCGAGCAGAGUUCAGAGUCGUGGUCCGAUGACUCAGGUUACUUCAUUGCGGGCUCUCGAAGCCGCACUUUCAGUCUCACUGGCCCGCCUAGGGACCGAAUCAACGACUGGCUAACAAACGUAGCUGAAAGCGAAUGGAAUACACCCACUGUGAAAGAUGAGAUGGAAUGCCAGUCCAGCAGUUUCUUAUCACUACUACCACCACCCCCUAAACUCACUGACAUCGAUCUCCUCCAUAAGAGUGCCGAACAGUUGCCCACUCCAAUCUGCGACGCAACUAUACAAGACCCGUUCCUUGAUUUCGACACUAAUCCACGUACCCCCUCACUAUUCAAGUCUCUUCCCGCACGGCGGUUUCCUAACACAUCUUCGUCCAAACCUCUCACAACUCAAACUCAAGCUCAGUCUACGGAAACCGUCACUGUCCGCUCCCGCAACUCCCCAGCAAGACAGUCAAUCAUCGAAGACGGCGGCGUCCAACUCAGCCUUCUUAGUCCCAACGUGUGCAUCGAACGCGGUCCCACGCGCUAUCAUUCUGCGCGUACAUCACCAAUAAAGGAAAGGCGAGUCAGGCGGUACAACGAGAAUAGGAAUGAGGAUGGCGGCAUCGAGCUGGCACAGACAGAGGCAGGAGUACAGGACAGUCCGCUUGCGCCAUGCAAGAUCGGUGCCGGGACUAGGUUCCAACAUCCUAGACAUGGUGUACGAGGUUUUGGGGGGGUUGGUCGAUAUCUGGAGCAGUAA
Alternaria burnsii is the source of this 1332-nucleotide messenger RNA. RefSeq lists its product as uncharacterized. The record is from RefSeq and is a predicted model, not a curated record. The transcript has 2 exons. NCBI's taxonomy places the organism in Eukaryota, Fungi, Ascomycota, Dothideomycetes, Pleosporales, Pleosporaceae. The coding region runs from base 1 to 1332 and encodes 443 amino acids.